AUGACCGUUCAGGGUUUGAAAGGGAAGCGUUUUGUUACACGAAGAUCAAGAAACAGUCUUAAAAACCAUAGGAGAGGCCGUGUGAAUUGUUCAAGUCUUACAUCGCUUUCUUCAUCGGAAGCUUUUGAUGACACCGUGAAAUCCCAUUUGACGAAGAAGCCUUAUGAUAUCUUUCUCAGAGCAAAAGAUGAGAGAUGUUCCAGUGAUGAGCCCAAAGGCUUUAUUCCUCACUGGCCGAAAUUUGAAAAAAGCGUAUCAAUUAAUGAACAGGUAAACCCCAAUUCAUCAGCGGAACAAUCCUUUUUUAGAAACGCAGAAGAAAACUCUGUUAGGGUUUUGGAAGAAUCGUUGAAAGAAGAGCGAGAUGCUCGAGCAGCGGUUUGUGUUGAGCUGGACAAAGAGAGAAGCGCUGCAGCAUCAGCAGCGGAUGAAGCGAUGGCGAUGAUACAUAGGCUGCAAGAUGAGAAGGCGACUGUAGAAAUGGAAGCGAGGCAAUUCCAGAGAAUGGUUGAAGAAAAGUCUACUUUCGACGCUGAAGAGAUGGUCAUACUCAAAGACAUUUUGAUACGGCGUGAGAGGGAAAAACAUUUCUUGGAGAAAGAAGUUGAAGCUUAUAGACAGCUACUCGAUGAGACAGACGCGUUAGAUUGUUCUUUGGCAAGAGAGAAGAAUCUCCCAGAGAGUACCGUAAAGACUGUGAUGAAACCGGAAGAUAAACUAAAUCAAGACUCUCAAGAGAGAAGAGCUUUGCUCGUUCAAGAACUCGAUGGAACGGUUCUUGAAAUGCCUUAUAGAGAAGUAGAAAACAGAGAUAAAAACAGAGAUCUGUAUAAAUCAGAUUCAGAGGUAGCGUACUCACGUGUGCGUGAUGUUCAUAUGGUGAAGGAUGAAACAGAGAACAUUAGUAAGAAGAAGAAGAAUCUAGAAGAAUCCUCUGUUAGCAAACCUAAAGAACCGUUGGAGGAAAACAGUAGUAUCAUUGUCUCGGGGAUAGCUAGAAAGCUUCCUCCAUUAUGUCGUCCACGCAAGAAAUCGCUGAGCUCUUCGGGUUCAAGGAGAAAAUCAAUGUCUGCGGUUGAUUAUGAGAGGUUAAAGAUUGAGAAUGAAGUUGAACUGUUGAGAGAAAGGUUAAAGGCUGUUCAAGAGGAAAGAGAGGAGCUUACUAGACGAGCAUCUUUGCCUCCUUUAUCAUCAAAGGUAAGGGUUACGUCAGAGAAGCGAGGUUGGAGAAGAUCUUCGAUGGACCUUCACUCUUCUUGA
Capsella rubella is the source of this 1260-nucleotide messenger RNA. RefSeq names its product myosin-binding protein 2. Bases 1 to 1260 code for a protein of 419 amino acids. NCBI's taxonomy places the organism in Eukaryota, Viridiplantae, Streptophyta, Magnoliopsida, Brassicales, Brassicaceae. The record is from RefSeq and is a predicted model, not a curated record. The transcript has 2 exons.